AUGCAGAUUGUCAAAUAUCUUGUCGAACACGGAGCUGAUGUGAAUUCUAGAACCAUCUAUAAUCAAACACCACUUUACUGGACAAUUAGAUAUGGCACAUAUGAAAUGUUUAAAUAUUUAAUUGAACAUGGAGCUAAUAUAAAUGAUACAAUUGUAUUCAACCAAACACCUUUGUUUUUGGCUGUUCAGAAUGGUAACAGGGAAAUUGUCAGAUAUCUUGUUGAACAUGGAGCUGAUGUGAAUUCUACAGAUAACAGUCAUGCUACACCACUACACAUGGCAUCUCUACAUGGCUCAGCGGAAUUAGUUAAAUAUCUUAUCAACAAUGGUGCAAAUAUGAAUGCCACAACUGUUCAAAAUAUCACUCCAUUGUUUUAUGCUGUUCAGAAUGGUAACAUGCCGAUUGUCAAACGUCUUAUCGAACAUGGAGCUGAUGUAAAUUUUAGAGAUAAAAAACAUGAUACACCACUACACGUGGCAGCUCGAUAUGAUAGACUCAAAAUUAUUGAGUUCUUAAUCACUCAUGACGCAAAGGUAAAUGCCGAAAACAAUGAUAAAUGGACGCCACUCCAUAAGGCUGCUGAACGUGGCAAAUUUGAAAUUUUCAAAUAUUUAAUUAAACAUGGAGCAAAUAUAAAUGCUACAACUAUCGAAAAGUAUACAACUUUGUUUGUGGCUGUUCAGAAUGGUAACAUGCAGAUUGUCAAACACCUUGUCGAACAUGGAGCUGAUGUGAAUUCUAAAGACAGAAAUAAUAACACACCACUUCACUGGGCAUCUCAAGAUGGAAAAUUGGAAGUGGUUGAAUACUUAAUCACUCAUGGGGCAAAGGCAAAUACCGAAAACAAUGAUAAAUGGACACCACUCCAUAACGCCGCUCGAUAUGGCAUAUAUGACAUUUUUAAAUAUUUAAUUGAACAAGGAGCAAAUAUAAAUGCUACAACUGUCGAAAACUAUACAACUUUGUCUUUGGCUGCUCGUAAUGGUAACAUGCAGAUGGUCAAAAAUCUUUUUGAACUUGGAGCUGAUGUGAAUUCUGCAGACAAGCAUAAUUAUACACCACUUCACCAGGCUGUUUUAAGUGGUAAUUGUCUAUAUGCAGACAUUAUAUUGAGAUAUUUUCAUCCAGAUGAAUCAGCUCCUGACGAUCAAGGAAUG
Messenger RNA from Contarinia nasturtii (swede midge), 1158 nucleotides. RefSeq names its product ankyrin-3-like. NCBI's taxonomy places the organism in Eukaryota, Metazoa, Arthropoda, Insecta, Diptera, Cecidomyiidae. Gene Ontology annotation, molecular function: protein binding. The transcript is spliced from 12 exons. The annotation marks the transcript as partial. The record is from RefSeq and is a predicted model, not a curated record.